Messenger RNA from Aspergillus puulaauensis, 1323 nucleotides. Its product is annotated as aspartate aminotransferase family protein. Bases 1 to 1323 code for a protein of 440 amino acids. The transcript has a single exon. Lineage: Eukaryota; Fungi; Ascomycota; Eurotiomycetes; Eurotiales; Aspergillaceae. Gene Ontology annotation, molecular function: transaminase activity; pyridoxal phosphate binding. Gene Ontology annotation, cellular component: mitochondrion. The record is from RefSeq and is a predicted model, not a curated record.
AUGGGCUCCGUCGAUAACGCCACCGCGUUCUUCGCCAAAGCCGAUAAAUACCUUAUGAGCACCGGAGUGCCGUUCUCGCCCGUUGUAAUCACCAAGGCAAAGGGGACUCGACUCUACAAUCAAGAUGGCCGAUCAAUUCUCGACUUCACAUCGGGCCAGAUGAGCUCCCUCCUUGGCCACUCCCACCCGGAGAUUGUCGAAGUGGUUCAGAACUAUGUGGCCGAGCUCGAUCACCUAUUGAGCAACAUGAUCACCCACCCGGUUGUUGAUCUCGCCGAACGUCUGGCCCGCUUCCUCCCACCUCCGCUGGAGAAAUCCUUCUUCCUCAACACCGGAUCGGAGUCCACCGAGGCGGCCAUCAAAAUGGCCAAAUGCCAUACUGGAAAAUUCGAAAUCAUCGCCUUUGCCGCCAGUUAUCACGGUCUAACCCAGGGCGCUGGCUCGGCCACAUACUCAGCAGGUCGUCGGAGAGGAGGGCCCGUUAUGCCCGGACAGCUCGCCUUCCCAGCACCGUACGCCUACCGCUCGCCAUUCCGGAAGCCCGACGGGUCCUACGACUGGGAAACGGAGAUAGACUUCGCCUGGUCCAUGAUCGAUCGCCAAAGCGUCGGCUCCAUCGCCGCAUUCAUCAUGGAGCCGAUUCUAUCCACAGGUGGUAUCCUAGACCCUCCCAAGGGUUACUUCAAGCGCAUGGCCGAAGAAUGCAGAAAGCGUGAUAUCCUGAUCAUUAUGGACGAAGCCCAGACUGGUGUCGGGCGAACCGGCCAGAUGUUCGCCUUCGAGUACGACGAGAUCGUACCUGAUAUCCUCGCUCUCUCCAAAACUCUGGGUUGCGGCCUGCCUCUUGCGUCUGUCAGCACUACAGUGGAAAUCGAAAGAGGAUGCAAGGAAGCUGGCUUCCUAUGGCUCACGACCCAUCUCAAUGACCCCUUAACUGCAGCAGUCGGGAACAAGGUCCUUGAGAUUGUUGAACGUGAUAACAUCUGUGAGCGAGCUGCCGAGCGUGGUGCCCAACUCCACGAAGGUCUCGUGAAGCUGCAGCAAAAGUACUGGUGUAUUGGUGAUAUCCGUGGCCGUGGCCUUCUUCAGGGCAUUGAAAUAAUCUCGGAUCCUGAGACUCGGGCUCCAGGCUCUGAUUUGGGACAGGCUGUCUCUGACCAGGCUAUGGCCCGCGGACUUUCUUGCAACGUUGUCAACCUCCCUGGCAUGGGCGGCGUUUUCCGUCUUGCACCUCCGGUAACUGUCACGGCUGAUGAGAUUGCGGAGGGUCUGCAGAUUCUGGACGAGUGCUUUGGUUAUGUUCUGAAGACUAGAUCUGCAUAA